Messenger RNA from Stereum hirsutum FP-91666 SS1, 2360 nucleotides. RefSeq lists its product as uncharacterized. Lineage: Eukaryota; Fungi; Basidiomycota; Agaricomycetes; Russulales; Stereaceae. The transcript is spliced from 5 exons. The coding region runs from base 1 to 2334 and encodes 777 amino acids. Gene Ontology annotation, molecular function: protein dimerization activity. The record is from RefSeq and is a predicted model, not a curated record.
AUGACCCUCUCGGACAGACUUUCGGAGCCUCCGCAAUGGCAAAGCUCGCUCUGGGAUCACUUCCAUAAAUUCAAGAAGAGAUACUACAAAGAAGAUACCUCUCAUAAAGCAGCUUGGUGCCGUGGAUGCGUGAAGAAUGAGAUCGAGGGCCUGGAGAAGCAGGAUGAGUUGGCAGUCAUACAUGGAGAACGAGAGAACAUACGAAGUGAGGAUGAACUUUUUGAGACAGGUACGCUGUACAGAGCCUCUCAAUUGGAGUCAAUCGCAAAAAUUGAACCAAUACGCGGCAAGCUAGAAACAUUAGAGGGUCAUCUGAAGAAAUGCAAGCAUAUUGAUGCUGCAGAUGUCAAGAUAGCACUCGAAAAACGAAAGAUCGAGCUCGAGACACAUCAUAACAAAGAAAACGGCCAUAGCGCACCUUCUGCAUCACAUUCACCUCCCACGACUCCCUCACGCUCCCGUCACACCACUGCCAUCCAUCCUGACUCGCCCGUCGCAAAGCGCCAGAGGCUCGCUGAUCAUCCCAUACCCAUUGACGAACUACAAAGGGAAUUCUCGGACGACUUUCUACGACUGUUGGUCGCAAAUCGGCUGGCGUGGAAUGCUGCUGACCAUCCGGAGACCCUGAGAUUCAUGCGAAAAUGGUGUCCGGAGGGGCUCCGUGUACCACAUCGUCGUAUGCUAGGAGGUCCGUUGCUGAAGAAGGCGGUGGCGGUGGCCGAUAAGAAGGUGAAGGGUUGCGUUCAAGGGCAGUUAGCGACAGGAGAGAGUGACGGCUGGAAGGACACAUCAAAAACACCCGUGAGUACGACGAUGAUGACCGUCAACAAUGAGUCCUAUCUUGUACGAACGCACAACCUUUCUGGACAGCGCAAGGACGGCAAUAACCUAUACGACAUCAUCCUUGACGAUAAGACUUACAUGGAAAAAUCUUUCCUUGUAGAACUCAUCGCAUGGAUCACAGAUGAUGGCCCCGAUGGAAAGAAGGCGAGGCGGCUACUGAGCGAGAAAUUUGGGGGGAGGAUCAUUGUAUCUGUCUGCUGGGCCCACCAGAUCAACCUCAUCGUCGGCGACUACCUCAAGAAGAAUCCACAGAUGAGGCGGCACGUUCAGAUGGCCAUACUCGUGAUUGAAUGGUUCCGCGCUCAUGACUUACCUCGACAUUGGCUCAACCAAGAGCAACUCUCGAACGACACGCACGCUCUUGUUCUCAUCCUCCCUGUCGUGACUCGCUGGAUGUACCACUAUCUUUCGGUAUCUCGCCUUCUUGCGGUCUCUGGAGCACUGCGGGCAUUGGUCUUCAAGCGUGCGGAUGAUCUAGUGGAAUGUGCGGGAAGGAAGGAUGACGACAAAGAGAAGGCAGAGAAGGUGCUGGGUAUAGUGGAGGAUCCAGAGUUUUGGGAUUGUCUUCGGAAAGUUCAAGCGUACCUAGAACCACUUGCCAUCGCCAACAACGUUGCUCAAGCAGCACAUACUCGUUUCGAUCACAUACUCAUUUCCCUCGGCAAUCUAUACCGCAUCUAUAGCGACCCAAAGCUUGAGAGGGUUUAUGGACGAAAGGCAGACGUUCAGUUCUGGGAAGCCACGAACGACUAUUAUCACUCACAAGGUGACUUUUCGGAUGAUGGGAUGUCUCUCGCGUUCUUUGAAGAGUCUUGCAAACAGAGGGAUGAAGAAGUUGACGUCGUCCAAGUGUGGCGUGCUCUCGAGGAUCGCAAUACCGAUGACGCGUUCAAUGGAAGACAAGGAUUCAUAAAACUUGCCAUUCGGAUCCUCAGCAUUGUCGCCAACUCGGCAAGCUGUGAACGUAGUUUCACAAAAUUCGGCAAUGUUCAUACGAAGCUUCGCAACCGUCUGUCUUCCACACACGACAUCACCACCGUCAGUAUGGACAUCGAUCGCGACCACGCAAACGCAAAACGCAAACGCCCCAAGCGCAAAUUUGGCGACAUUGACUCGUCUCAGCCCUCCCUUCCACCGUCCACUCCAGAAUUACUUCCCCAAGAAUCAGAUGAAUUUGCUGCUCAAGACCUCCUGGACCCGGAGCACGACGCCACCGAUUUCGGUCUCAUCGCUGAUCGCCUAUGUGCAGAUGCAGAGGCUCAGAGUGCGGACACUGAGGCGGCCUACAGUACCUACAAGUUCUCUCAGAUUCCACUCUCCGAUGUCUUCAUAUACCCGUCCUGGAACUCUGGCAUUUCCGCCCAGCCUGGCUCUAUCUUGGAGCACUUCUGGAAAGGCGGUGUUCGGAGUGUUGAGUUGGAAAUGGACCUGCACGCUGCUUUGUGGGGCGACGACGACGGGGUUGACAAGCAUAGUAAAGAUUCAUUGUAGUUAUUACAUAGUACAUAAUCAACAUU